Peromyscus eremicus (cactus mouse) is the source of this 5556-nucleotide messenger RNA. It is a transcript of the gene Nhsl1, whose product is annotated as NHS like 1. The coding region runs from base 166 to 4989 and encodes 1607 amino acids. The record is from RefSeq and is a predicted model, not a curated record. Gene Ontology annotation, biological process: cell differentiation. Lineage: Eukaryota; Metazoa; Chordata; Mammalia; Rodentia; Cricetidae. The transcript has 8 exons.
CUUGACCUCGGAGCUCCAGCAGCUUAGGGAGACAGAUGUCGAAGCACGCAACCUGAUGAAGAAAGUUAGAAUCUGGAGCUGCAGAGCAGUUUACCACCCACCUGCUGGACCCGGCUUUUAAAGUGACUUUGAAUUCUGAACCUAUGUAGGUGCUGCAGGAAGAAAAUGGUGGUCUUCGUGAAUGCAAAGCUUAAAUCUUUCUUUAAACUUUUCAAGAAGAAAACGGUUUCCAACUUAGACGAGGAGAGUCGAUGGACAGUCCACUACACAGCACCCUGGCAUCAGCAGGAGAAUGUUUUUCUUCCCAGUACGAGACCCCCCUGUGUUGAGGAUCUGCACCAACAAGCCAAGCUCAACCUCAAAUCAGUGCUGAGGGAGUGUGACAAGCUGAGGCGCGAUGGAUGUCGAAGCUCUCAGUACUAUUCUCAGGGACCCACCUUCGCAGCCAGCUCCAGCCCGGGCGACGAUUAUCAAGAUGAGGAUGCAGAAACGGACCGAAAGUGUUCUCUCUCCUCAUCUGAAGAAGAGAGAUUUAUCGGCAUCAGGAGACCUAAAACGCCAACCUCAGCUGACUUCUCGGACCUUCACACCCAGACGAACUGGACCAAGUCCCUGCCGCUGCCAACACCCGAAGAGAAGACGCGGCAGCAAGCCCAGACGGUCCAGGCUGAUGUUGUUCCUAUUAACAUAACUGGGGAGAAUUUUGAUCGUCAGGCCAGCCUUCGGCGGUCUCUAAUUUACACAGACACUCUGGUAAGACGGCCGAAGAAAGUCAAAAGGAGAAAGACUAUUUCAGGAAUCCCUGACAUCAUUCAGAAGGAGCUAGCAUCGGUCACUGGCCAAGAUGAUGAUGGAAGCGGUCAUUCAGGGUACUCCCCGGACCACUACUCUACGCUAGGAAGGCUUGAUAGCUAUCGGUCUCCCGGGCAGCGCUCAGAAACCAGGGACUCCAGCUGUCAGACUGAAGAUGUGAAAGUCAUCCCACCGUCCAUGAGGAGGAUCAGGGCGCACAAAGGGCUAGGCAUCGCGGCCCAGAUGAGCCACUUCUCGGGCUCCUCUGGCAACAUGUCUGUGCUGAGCGACUCCGCCGGCAUCGUGUUCCCGUCUCGCCUCCGCAACGAUGCCGAUUUCCACAGUCUCCCCCGUUCUGGUGCCAGAGCGAGCACCUAUUCACUGGAGGCAAGGAUGGGUGCCCUGGGCUCUGCUGAGGAUGUGGAUGAUACUUUUCCCUACCCAGGGGGUAACUCACGGGGCCAUGAAAACUUUGCACAUUUAGGAGGUGCCUCCAGGUCUGGAAUGCUUUUGAGACCCAAAUCCCAGCCACUGAGGUUCUCAGAGGGCGAGAACAUAGCGAGUCCAGCGUGUGUGGUUUCGCCUCAUGCAUCCUACUCGACCAGCAUCAUCCCGAAUGCCACGCUGCUGUCUUCCUCAGAGGUUAUUGUUAUUCACACCGCUCAGAGUGUAGGACAGCUGGACAGUCGAACGCCAGGCUCUUCCACGUACUCAAAGAUAAAGCCCAGAGACCGCCCCACGCCCAGAUGUUCUGUGAAAGAUGACCGUCAGUCCCCCAGUCAUCACUGGAGUGAGAGUCAUCUUAUUCAUUCACAGGCUUUAGCCUCAUCGGCCUCCAGUGCCACCACACUGUUGUCGCUCUGCGAUUCAGAGGGCUCUCUCAAUGCCCCGGCAAAUAGGGAGAAUGGGUCUCAAGCCAUACCCUAUCAUUGCAGAAACCACCUGAGCUUCCCUGCCCACCCUCCAGAUGUGGAUGGCAAGAGCGAGUCUAGUUAUUCAGGGGGCAGGGGGCAUGGCGGUUCUGAGCCCUGGGAGUACAAAGGCUCCAGCAAUGGGCGGGCAUCCCCACUGAAGCCACACCCGGCCACCCCUGGUGGCUCUACUCCCACGAGUAACAUGAGCAGCUGCAGUUUGGACCAGGCGUCUGUCAAAGAGGAUGCCGGGUCCCUGUAUUCGGAGGACCACGACGGUUACUAUGUGAGCGCUCACAGUGAUUCUGGACAUGAGACGGCGGCGGCGGCGGCGGGGACCUCGUACCCUAUCAGUGAUGGCUUUGGGAACCCGAGGCACAGCAUGGUCAACGUUUUUGAUGGCAGGGCUCAGAGAAGCCAAGGGGACCAGGCCAGUCACCAGGAGAAAUCCCUUUCCAGAAACAUCUCUCUGAAGAAAGCAAAGAAGCCACCCCUGCCACCCUCCCGGACAGACUCUCUGCGGAGGAUCCCCAAGAAGAACAGCCAGUCCAACGGGCAGGUGCUCAACGAGAGCCUGAUCGCCUCUCUCCAGCACUCGCUGCAGCAAAGCCUCCCCGGUAAGGGCGGCAGCUCCCCUUCCCAGAGCCCGUGCAGUGACUUGGAGGAGCCCUGGGUCCCUCGGUCCAGGAGCCAGAGCAUUGUCAGUGAAGGCAGCAGCGUGACCUCCACCACCACUCCCAACGUGUACUCUCUGCGCGGGGUCACUCCGUCGCAGAGCGACACGAGCAGCGUCAAGUCAGAAUACACAGACCCUUGGGGCUACUACAUGGACUACACAAGCUUGCAGGAAGAUCCGGGGAACCCCCCGGGGGCCUGCUCUGGCAGCAGUGAGGCACCAACUGGAAAUGGGCCCGUCUGCCCCAUCCCAGAGGGGUCCAGAGCCCCAAUGCCCCAAGUGCCUGGCGGCUCGGGUAAACCAAAGAUCACCUCACCAGAGAAGUCACAGAGGGUCACCUCUCCAUCCAGUGGGUAUUCCAGCCAGUCGAAUACGCCCACAGCACUCACGCCCGUGCCUGUGUUUUUAAAAUCGAUGUCACCAGCAAAUGGGAAGGGGAAGGCCAAGCCCAAGGUUCCAGAAAGGAAGUCGUCCCUGAUCUCCUCCGUGUCCGUCUCCUCCUCGUCCACGUCCCUCUCCUCUAAUACUUCGACUGACGGAAGUGGCACCAUGAAGAAACUGGAUGCAGCCCUGGCCUCGCCCCUUGCCCCUCCCCCACCUCUGCCCUCCCCCUGCCUGGCAGACAGGUCCCCUUCUCUUCCACCGCCUCCUCCUCUAGCAGAUUGCCCCGACGGCUCUCCUCUGCCUCCCUCUCCCGUGUUCCCCCCUCCACCGCCAGAAGCUCUUGCUCCCUUCUGCUCCCCCACAGACAGGUGCCUUUCUCCUCCCCCCACGGCUCUUAGCCCCCCUCUUCCGAGAGCCUCACCCCCCUUGCCAGCACCUCCACCUUUCUUGCCCUCAUCAGAGCCCCCUCCCGCCCCACCCCUGGACCCCAAAUUCAUGAAAGACAACAGGCCUUCUUGCAAAAACUCCAGCCAGUCCGAAUCCUCCAGGGAGGCCGGCAGGCGGCCUGCCAGCAAGGAGGAGGGCUGCCGACCCCCCAUGCCCCUGAUCACCACGGAAGCGUUGCAGAUGGUGCAGUUGAAGCCAGUGAGAAAGAACUCAGGCGCCGAGGCCGCCCCGUUUUCUGAACCACCCGCUCAGGAACAACGAACCCCAACUGCUCCACAGUAUCACUUAAAGCCAUCUGCUCUCCUCAAAUCCCGAAAUAGCAUAAAUGAAAUGGAGAGCGAAAGCCAGCCUGCCUCUGUGACGAGCUCGCUGCUUCCGACGCCUGCCAAGAGCCAGAGUCAGGGUGACCAUGACAGUGCAGCCGAGCGUGGCGGCCUUCCGAGCCGCAGUGAUGGAGCUCCGUGUCCCGGGCCCAGCCUCAGGACCACACCGCUCCCAGACUCUUCACCCAGCAGGAAGCCACCCCCCAUCUCCAAGAAGCCCAAACUGUUCCUGGUGGUACCACCUCCGCAGAGAGAUUUCACAGCGGAGCCCACAGAGAACGGGAGCGCAGCAUUCCCAGGCGUGCCCAGCCCUACCAGGGCAGAGGGGGAGGCUGGGCACAGCCAAGAGGAGAAAGCCAGCCCAGCAUCCCGAGCUGGUGGUUCUCAUGCUCCGGCCCCCACCCCCGGCAGUCCGGUUCUGCAAAGAGGAGCUGCAGGGUCCUUGUCCCCUGGCAGCGUGGAAGCCAAUGCCCCCAUGGUCCAGCCCAGUGCCUCCCCGGGCCCCACACAGGAAGAGUCAGCCGAGAGCAGCGUGGAUGGUGUGGAUGGUGAGGACAAUGCGGAGAACUGCCUGUCUCAACGGGGCAGAGAAGCUGGGCUGCAGGAACCCACCACAGCUGCUUCCUCCUCAGAUGCCGCCGGGGACUUCUCUAAGGAAGAAGGGAGCGAUGACGUGAUGACCCCCACUAGACCCAGGACCACAGAGGACCUGUUUGCAGCCAUUCACAGAUCCAAAAGGAAAGUCCUUGGCCGGAAAGACUCCGAAGAUGAUCACACCCGGAAUCACUCCCCCUCCCCGCCAGUGACCCCCACGGGUGCUGCCCCGAGCCUGGCCUCUCCGAAGCAAGUAGGGUCCAUUCAGAGAAGCAUGAAAAAGAGUGCAACCAGCAGCGACAGCUUCAAAGCUCUGCUGCUGAAGAAGGGGAGUCGCUCGGACACCAGCGCUCGCAUGUCGGCCGCGGAGAUGCUCAAGUCCACGGACCCUCGGUUCCAGAGAUCCAGGUCGGAGCCUUCGCCAGACGUCCCGGACAGCCCGUCCAGCUGCUCCCCCAACAAGAACAGGAGGGCCCAGGAGGAGUGGGCCAAGAACGAAGGCCUGAUGCCUCGGAGUCUGUCCUUUUCAGGCCCUCGGUACAGCCGCAGCCGGACGCCACCCUCGGCGGCCAGCAGCAGGUACAGCAUGCGGAACCGCAUCCAGAGCAGCCCGAUGACCGUCAUCUCCGAGGGAGAGGGAGAACCUACCGAGCCGGCGGACAACAGAGAGCGCAGGGCCCUGGAUGCUGCCAGGGGAUGCUCUCUGGACAGGCUGGAGGGCCAGAUGGUGGACCGGGACAGCCUGCUGUGUAGGGAGGAGCCUGCCUCUGUAGAUGGGCUGGGGAGGGCAGAGGGCAAAGGUCUCUCGGAGCACUGUGGGGGUCCUGAAGAGUUAGGGUCAGAACCUGCCUCUCUUGAGUGAGGCGGGCGGGCAGUGCAUCACUCUCGGAAGUCUAUGUGGCCUUUUCCUGGCUUGUGGGGACCCCACUCAGCAUUGGUGUUGGGGAGGUCUCAGCCUUGCGGGUCACUUAGGACUCAUUCGCCACGUGGCUUAAAAGCAAGUAGAAGCUUCAACUUCUGAAAGUGCUUCCUGGGGAAGAUGUUUGUUUAUUUGUUUGUUUGUUUGUUUGUUUUUCCCAAAAACGCCGGGUGUGUGUAUAUGUGUGUAUUUUGAACGCUUCAUUCUAACACAUACACACACUAACAUUGUGUAUAGAAUUAGGAGAAAAAAGUCAGAGUUAAGGUAAAAACGAGUCGUGGAGACUUCUGGACCAUGAUGGUAACUGCUUUCAAAGCGUUAUGGGUAUGGGAAUGAGUAAGUUCACUAAGCCGAGACUUGAAGCUGUUACUUCUAAGAGGCAUUGGGUUGGUUCUAAACAUGGAUGCACACGCGCUAUAGCUCGAGACACACAGGGAAACCACGAAGAGGCUGGGAAACGGCUAAGCAACUCAAUGGUCCGGGUACUUUUGUGGGGAAGGGGCCUUGCUG